Molecule: messenger RNA, 769 nt
Organism: Paramecium pentaurelia
Lineage: Eukaryota; Ciliophora; Oligohymenophorea; Peniculida; Parameciidae
Source: the annotation of a GenBank genome assembly
AUGAUUAAAUUGAUAGUCACAGUAUGCCAUUUGAUCUAAUUUGUUAUUCAUUCUUGGUUUAUGUAUCAAUAAACAUUGGCAUUUAAUCCUGGAAUUUUAGAAGAAGCUUUAUGGAAUCAAGUGAAAUUUUUGACUAAUUUUUCUAAUUGGGCUAUGUUUACUUAUUUAAUACCUUUUGUGAUAUUUGAUCUUAAAAAUUAUAAUACUCAGAAAAUUCAAGAUAGAUAUCCACAAAUUGUGAAUAUUUUGUUUUAAGGACUUAAUCCGAUUUUAUUUUUAGUUAUGGCAACUUAUUAGAGUUUUAUCAUAAUUGAUCCAAAACUUUUAGUAUUGGAUGGAUUUACUCCAACAUAAUGGUAAUUAGUAUUACUUGGAUAUUUACAUCUAGGAAAUUGGUUAUUGAUGUAAAAUAUAUAUAGUAAAUUUUAGGUAAAUAGAGUAUAUCUUAUAUGAACAUUAAAAAGUACCAAAAAUAAAAUUGUUUCUAUUUUUUUUAUUUUACACUAUCAUUUAUUUAUCUAUAUAUGGUAAAUCUACAAUAUAAUUUAUAGGUUGUUAUUUCUUAUUAAAAGGAAAACAUGUUUAUGGGUUUUAACAAAGAUUAAGUAUUCCAAUAAUUGUUGUGUUAAAUAUAUUCUAGUUUUUCAUUUUAUUUUUAGUCGAUUUUGUAUAUGGAAAAGUAACCAGAUCAAUGACAUUCAAGAAAUUUAUAUUUGAGAAUAGAUUUUUGAAGAAUUCAAUUGGAGAAGAUUAAAAGAAAUAAUAAUGA